CGGGAAGCGGCACAACGGGGUCCAUGUUGUUUUGCUAGCUGCCAUUUAACUCCUUGUUAGCUGCUUGACAGAGGACACAGUCAGGUGAUAAAAAGCUGAGGCGACAUCAUCAUGAGGAGGAGGAAGAUGAAGAGGAGGAGGGUGGUGCGAGCAGUCCUCUGAUCUCUGUCCGUCUGCAUGGAGGAUGUGGUUCUGCACUAUCAGCCUGGAUCUGCUGCUGGACUCAGCUCUCUGUUAGAGAGGACCGAGAAGCUCCUGGAGUCUUUCCCCUGUCGGACUCCUCCGGCCUUCAUCCCCUGGUUCCCCUCGUCCGCAGACCGCCACCUGCCCAUCAGACCUGCCAGACCAGCUCCCGUCAUCACCUCCUCUGCUGAUCUCCUCGUCUCUGGCAGCAGAGCACAAAACACGCUACGGAAGCCUGAGGUAGACGGUGUUGUUGCUGAAAAACCUCAUCGUUGUCCACGUGCAGAGACGAGACAGAAGAAUCCACAAAAACCCAACGAUGACGUCGGAGUCUCCGAAACCCCAAACCGUCUCCUCCCCGUCUCAGAGAGAGCGAUCGGCGGACCGUCUCCUGACAAACACAGAGACGGCUUCCCCGUCACGGACUCGCCGGUCAAACGGUCGUGGAGCGUCUUUGCACAGAAAGGAGUUCUGCCGCAGUCCUCCCAGUCGCUGUCCAAGCCGUUCCAUCGCAUGGUGUCCGUCCACCGGCUCCACCUCCGCCAGAGGGCCAAAUGGGUGAUCGGUCAGCACAACUGUGGGGCCGCCAGGGACAUCGAACAGGUGUGGCGGGCUCUGAGCCGGUCCGUCCGGAGCUCAAAGCUGCCGACGUGCAACGCCAACAUCCAGAGGGAGCGGGCGGAGAUCUGCGUGUUCUGUGACGUUCUCCACUCCGAGCAGGUGGGACGCUUCCUGAAGGAGGAGCUGCAGCUGUCGGGGAGGAUCCACCUGUCGGUCCACAGACUGGGAACCGUCUUCAGCAUGUAGAGCAGCCUCAGACAGACAGCAGAUGUUGUGGUCGCACUGACGAACAAUAUUUAUAUUUUAUCAUCAAACUCUGAGACUCUUCUCAGCAGCAGUCUUCAUGAUUUUAUCUGUUACAUUAACUGUAUGUUUAUGUUUUUGCUCCCCAGAGGAUGAAUCCGAAUGAUUUUAUUUUGAUCUAAUUCGGAUGCUGAUUUGAUGAUCAGCAACUAGUUCUGGGUUGUUUGCCGGAACCAGUACAAGCAUUUAGAUUCUGUGCUGGAUAAUAAAAUAACUUUACAGGGUAAUUGUGUGCGUAUCAACAUGAACUUGGUGCAGUUUGUCUUGAAUCCAAUGCUCAUAACGACAAGAUAUUGAUGAGAUAUUGACAGUAAGUGAGGUUAGCGGUCUGUUAUCGCUCACCCGGCGUCUCGAUCCAUGUUUUUAUUCAUAUUACUGCUUCAUUAAUGGACUGAACUGAGGGUUGAACCCUCCAACAUGCGUCUGUUGAAUAUUUAUGAAUAUGAGAACAAAUGCUUGUAUAUUUUUAUAUUGAUCACUGUGAUGUAAAUAAAUAUUUUUAAUGUA
Micropterus dolomieu (smallmouth bass) is the source of this 1554-nucleotide messenger RNA. RefSeq lists its product as uncharacterized. Gene Ontology annotation, biological process: positive regulation of double-strand break repair via nonhomologous end joining; negative regulation of double-strand break repair via homologous recombination; positive regulation of isotype switching. NCBI's taxonomy places the organism in Eukaryota, Metazoa, Chordata, Actinopteri, Centrarchiformes, Centrarchidae. The transcript is spliced from 3 exons. The record is from RefSeq and is a predicted model, not a curated record. The coding region runs from base 178 to 990 and encodes 270 amino acids.